Molecule: messenger RNA, 3734 nt
Organism: Polyodon spathula (Mississippi paddlefish)
Lineage: Eukaryota; Metazoa; Chordata; Actinopteri; Acipenseriformes; Polyodontidae
Gene: rab38c
Product: RAB38c, member of RAS oncogene family
Exons: 3
Coding region: 583-1227 (214 amino acids)
Biological process (GO): vesicle-mediated transport
Cellular component (GO): Golgi apparatus; trans-Golgi network; vesicle
Molecular function (GO): GTPase activity; GTP binding
Source: RefSeq, a predicted model, not a curated record
AGAGAGAGAGAGAGAGAGAGAGAGAGAGAGAGAGAAGGAUUCUAUAGAAGUUGCCUGAAAGUUUGUCUGCGAGAAACAAACUCAAACGACUAGUUUACAUGAAAAACAAUACGUUAUCAAAGUAGUCUGUCAAAAAAUAGUGAAACGAGGGAAUGCUACAGAAAAAAAAAGCCUGACCCGAGUGCGUCCUAAAUUAAAGCGUAAAGAGACGUUAACGAAGAACAAAACUCCUGUAGUUUAACUUUACAAGAUGCAACUGUUCUGUAACCGUGGUUUAGAAGCGGAUACAUUUCUAAGAUUUCCGCUCUAUUUCUGAUAAAAUCAGUAGCGAGAGAUAAACAUAUUUUUAACUUAAAAAAAAAAAAAAAAAUCAAAAAAAUUUAAAAAAAGGACUUAAAGGGGCAAACACAUUAUGCUCGUUAUUGAAUUUAAAACGAUGCACACCAGCGUGUAAGCUGUUAUAAAGUACCGCGGAUCGGUGGGGGGCACGCCCUUUCGCUCCGUUUAUUUCACGACACCCCACCGCUCGGUUUUACCCCCAGUGAUCCGGAUUAUCUGUUUGAACGCACCGCACCCUGCACGAUGCAACAGCCGCAGCAGGAGUUUCUUUUCAAGGUUCUCGUGAUCGGGGAUCUCGGAGUCGGGAAGACAUCUAUCAUCAAGCGGUACGUGCAUCAGAUCUUCUCCCAGCACUACAGGGCGACCAUCGGGGUGGAUUUUGCACUGAAGGUGCUCAACUGGGACAGUAGCACUGUAGUUCGGCUGCAGUUGUGGGACAUAGCAGGUCAGGAGCGCUAUGGGAACAUGACCCGGGUGUAUUACCGGGAGGCGGUGGGAGCCUUCGUGGUGUUCGACGUGGCGCGGGCCUCCACCUUCGACGCCGUGCUCAAAUGGAAGAGUGACCUGGACUCCAAGGUGACCCUCGCCAACGGCAAGCCCGUCCCCGCUGUCCUGCUGGCCAACAAGGCUGACCAGUCGCGGGACGGCCUGAGCCCUCAGCUGCCCAAGCUCGACCAUUUCUGCAAGGAGCAUGGCUUUGCAGGCUUCUUCGAGACCUCCGCCAAGGAGAACACGAACAUCGUGGAGGCGGCGCGUUGCCUGGUGGAGAACAUCCUGUCCAACGAGGAGGGCUCCGGAGGGGACUUGGACCCCGAGGUCGUCCUGCCCGGCCUCAACAACAACGGCAAACACAGCGGCAGCAGCUGCACGCUCUGCUCCAGGUUUUAGAGGACUGCUGCUGGACAGGAGAGGACAGAAACCAGAACAAAGAAACAGGGUGAUUUCCACCGGUGCAUCCGAAAGCAUCGGGAUGGACUGUGAGGCAGGCGGAUCCCGAGGCUGUGUCCUGGAGGUUAGAGAUUGUGUCGUAGUCAUUAGCACAGAUAGGUGUGCAUCUCCCCUAUGAAGGCUGGUUUUGUGGCUAUGUUGCCGCUCUCACCGGCUCAUGCUGAUUUUCUGUAAUCCCCAUAUUUGAUUCAAAGCGUUUCUCUUGUCUUUCUCAUGUUUGACAUGCUUUCAUAUUCUCUCAAUAAAAAUUCCUAAUACUUCCUGCUUUGUCCAGGAGCUGCAUUUGAUUUUGCUUGUAUUCCAUUGGGGAGGAGGGGGGGGGGGGAGAAUCUUCUCAGGAUUCUGUUCAUUGCGCUGCUCCAAGGCUUCAAACACAUUCGGGAGAAUUGCCUUCGGCAUAUCUUCUCCCAUAGUAUGAAGAUGGACAACUCUCCUCUGGUUUUAAAGACCGUGCUUGGGAAUUGUUUAGAAGCUCCUGCCAAUGCUUCUCCUCCAGUCCGCCUUAACACAUAGCUACAUGUCUUACUGAUACUGGUGUGAGAUCUCUGUACGCUGCUCAUUAACUUUGAACCGCAUGUGUUUUUCUUGUGUGGUUUGUACACUGUAAUUAUUUUAUUGUCUAAUAAAACCCCCUUGUAAACCAGGUCUCAGUCUCAGUGGUUAAAUAAUAAAAGUGGAUUUAAAACAAAGAAAUCCCAUUUGAACUGUGUUAUGUGGCUGAACUCCUGACUGUGGGAUAUGCUGCUUUCUGUCUGUAGAAUAAGAAAAGCACGGUUGAAAUGACCGACCCCCCCCCCCCCAUAUCUGUAUUUCUUUAUGGCAUUCGUCACCGUGGCCCGUGUAGGCAGGGGCUUGUUGUUUACAGGUGUGAGUGUGCUAUUCACAGCGCAGAUGUACAUUGCUCUCAGGUGCCCUGGAGGGUAAUGCUAUUCACUCUGGAUCCCUGAUUGGAAGCAGUGCUCUGACAGAGGCUUGCCACCCCAGAUCAGCCAGCGCACGGGUGAGCAUGGGCAAGCCGAGCUAACCACAUUCACUCCUAAUGAAGGAGCUGUUUCACUGGCACAAAGGUCCUGAUUCUUCAAAGCUUAGCUGGAGCACAGCAGGGGAGGGCAGGGGUCUGGCCCCUCUGCCAGGCAGGAGAGUGGGAGGAGGGGGUGUUGCUUCAUAAGGAGAACAGUAAUAGUAUGUUAAGAAAAUGAGUACUUCUAUUUGCAGAGAAUCUUUAAAAAAGAGAUGUAAGUGGUGAAUAAGUACUGUUCUCCUCCUCCUCAUGAAGUAACACCCCCUCCUUCCACUUUCCUACCUUGGAUAAAGGUGUCUGCCAAAUAAAAUGAAAUGUAUUUCUCUUUCAGGGCAAACUACGGGCUUGAAUUCUCCUGCCCUCGGGGGAGUCAGUCUCCUGUGCUCCAGGACCAGCCUGGCUCUGCUGCUGUUCACCUCUGCGUCCUGCAGUACAUCUGCUCAGGCUGCUGCCUGCCCACACGUGACGCCCAAAACGGCCAGCCUGACCGACCAGGUGUAGGCAGGGCAGAAAACAAGCUGGGACAUCAGUGCCCAAGUGCUCCAUUUACUGUCCGCUGGAAAAGAUAAGCUAUUCUUUCUGUAAGAAACGCAAUAGUUGAAUCAUGACAGCCAGCAAGGAGAACAAACUUUGCAUUUUCUUUGAACCACAAAAAAAAAAAAAAAAAAAAAAAAAAAGUACUUUAUUGUCCACUUGGGGGCAGUCAGGUACUGAGAAUGCAGGUUGUAGCAACGCAGAGGGGACAAGUGGCGACAGCAUUUAUUAAAGAAUGCAUGUAUUAAUUCUGAAUCAUGUUGUACUUUUAAAAUCUGGUUAUGUUAUUGAUUUCAUAGAGAAACACUAUUUACUUUAACAGAAUGGGUUAUGGGUUUAUGUUAUAUGUGGUAAAAUAGUGAUUUUCCCUUUUUUCUUUGGACUGUAACCACUAUCCGGUCUUGAAAUCCUGCAUGAUCUAGAUCAGUGGUGAACUGUUAGUAGAUUUAAAUCAGCAUUUAAUUCUGAACCUCCUGAUGAAUCAUUGGGGGAAAGGUAUGCUAGUUAUUCCAAGUGCUCCCAUUCUAAUUUCAAUGCUUUAAUAAAAGUUCAAAAUACUUAGACAUACAUUAGGAAAAAUGUUUUUUAUUAUGCAGCAAAAUAAUAAUGUACUCCCCAAUACAUAAAAUUUCAGAAUCAAAUACACAUUUAAUGGUUUUUAAAUGAUCUAAUGAUUUACUUUUUCAUAACUAGUUCUUUGCUGUUAAAUGUAUAAAUGGUAACAUACAUACAUUUUGCAUUAAUUAAAAAUAUAAUCUGUGUAAAUUGGAAACAUGUGACUGCAGUCAUUUUCCCCCCUUUACACCACAAGCUACCCUAGAUAUGAAAGAAACACACACUUACACAAUCGUUAUGUACAAAACGCACCGAUCCACAGUGCAACAACUCAUAG